This is a messenger RNA of Selaginella moellendorffii, 4680 nucleotides long. Its product is annotated as leucine-rich repeat receptor protein kinase EMS1. Gene Ontology annotation, molecular function: protein binding; protein kinase activity; ATP binding. Bases 460 to 4563 code for a protein of 1367 amino acids. The transcript is spliced from 2 exons. Gene Ontology annotation, biological process: protein phosphorylation. Lineage: Eukaryota; Viridiplantae; Streptophyta; Lycopodiopsida; Selaginellales; Selaginellaceae. The record is from RefSeq and is a predicted model, not a curated record.
ACGAGGAGAAGUGGAGGCGGCUAUGGCCAUGGCGAUGGCGCCCUCUCUGUGAGGAUCCCUCCCUAUACCUACAUUCUCUCUCCUCGGCGCUCGAUCGCCUCCGCCAAUCCUUUCUUCGUGACGGCGUAUCGAAGAUACUCUUCCUCGCUGGGUGAGAGCUCUUCCUCUCGCGAUCGGAUCUUCGCUAGUCGAUCGAGCGAGCGCCGCUGGGCAGGGAGCGCCAGGGGGUUACCGGGAUUGCGCGGGGGCCGAAAUAUUUUGGGAUUCGAUCAAGAAUGCGUGCCACAGCCGUGACGGCAUUGCGCCACUCGCGAUCGAUCGCAUCAUAGGGCCGGCCAUGGCAACGGGCUGAUUAUCUAUCUGGCCAGCGGGGAGUGGCAGCUGGACCGCAAGAGUAUUUCUAGCUAGCGCUCGGUUGAUCGAGCAGUGAUCUCCAUCCAGUUGAGGAAGAAGAAGCAAAUGGCCCUGCCCUUGUUCCUGCUGCUGCUGCUGCUACUGUUGCAUCAAGCGAUCGACGCCGCACCCACUGCCGAUGCCACAGCCGCGGAGCUCCAAGCCCUUCUCUCCUUUAAGCAAGCGCUCACUGGCGGCUGGGAUGCUCUCGCCGACUGGUCAGAUAAGUCCGCCUCCAAUGUGUGCGCUUUCACGGGGAUCCACUGCAAUGGGCAGGGCCGGAUCACUUCUCUCGAGCUUCCGGAGCUCAGUCUCCAGGGCCCUCUCUCACCAUCGCUCGGGAGCUUGAGCAGCUUGCAACACAUUGACUUGAGUGGCAAUGCUCUGUCCGGGAGUAUCCCCGCCGAGAUUGGAUCGUUGGGCAAGCUGGAAGUUCUCUUUCUCGCCAGCAAUCUUCUCUCGGGGAGUCUGCCGGACGAGAUCUUUGGCCUGAGCAGUUUGAAGCAGCUGGACGUGAGCUCCAAUCUCAUCGAGGGAAGCAUUCCGGCCGAGUUUGGCAAGCUCCAGCGUCUCGAGGAGCUGGUGCUCAGUCGAAACUCUCUCCGUGGCACUGUUCCUGGCGAGAUUGGAUCGCUUCUCAGACUCCAAAAGCUGGAUCUCGGAAGUAACUGGCUCUCGGGAAGCGUCCCAUCGACGUUGGGCUCUCUCCGAAACCUCAGCUAUCUUGAUCUCAGCAGCAACGCUUUCACCGGCCAAAUUCCUCCGCACUUGGGCAACUUGUCGCAGCUCGUCAACCUCGACCUUUCCAACAAUGGCUUCUCCGGGCCUUUCCCGACGCAGCUCACGCAGCUCGAGCUCCUCGUCACCCUGGACAUCACCAACAAUUCGCUGUCGGGUCCCAUUCCUGGGGAGAUUGGACGUCUGCGAAGCAUGCAAGAGCUUAGCCUGGGUAUCAACGGUUUUAGUGGGAGUCUUCCGUGGGAGUUUGGAGAGCUCGGCAGCCUCAAGAUUCUGUACGUUGCCAACACCCGCCUCUCGGGGUCUAUACCUGCGAGCCUUGGAAACUGCAGCCAGCUCCAGAAGUUUGAUCUCUCCAACAACCUGCUCAGCGGUCCUAUCCCCGACUCGUUUGGAGACCUGAGCAACCUCAUUUCGAUGAGCCUGGCGGUGUCACAGAUCAACGGGAGCAUUCCAGGAGCUCUUGGAAGGUGUCGAAGCUUGCAAGUCAUCGACCUUGCUUUCAAUCUGCUGUCAGGCCGGCUGCCCGAGGAGCUGGCCAACUUGGAGAGGCUGGUGUCCUUCACUGUGGAGGGGAACAUGCUUUCGGGGCCGAUACCGUCGUGGAUUGGGAGGUGGAAAAGGGUGGACUCCAUACUGCUUUCUACCAACAGCUUCACGGGAAGUCUUCCUCCGGAGCUUGGCAACUGCAGCUCUCUCCGAGACCUGGGAGUCGACACCAAUCUCUUGUCUGGGGAGAUUCCAAAGGAGCUUUGUGACGCGCGGGCCUUGAGUCAGCUGACGCUCAACAGGAACAUGUUUUCCGGAAGCAUCGUGGGGACAUUUUCCAAGUGCACCAACUUGACGCAGUUGGAUCUCACGUCCAACAAUCUCUCCGGGCCACUUCCGACCGAUCUGCUUGCGCUUCCGCUGAUGAUCCUCGACUUGAGUGGGAACAACUUCACAGGGACACUCCCGGACGAGCUCUGGCAGUCGCCGAUUCUGAUGGAGAUAUACGCAAGCAACAACAACUUUGAGGGCCAGCUUUCACCACUGGUCGGAAACUUACACAGUCUGCAGCACUUGAUCCUCGACAACAACUUCCUCAACGGCUCACUCCCUCGUGAGCUUGGAAAGCUUUCCAACUUGACGGUCCUUUCGCUCUUGCACAACCGCUUGUCCGGCUCCAUUCCAGCGGAACUUGGUCACUGCGAGAGGUUGACUACCCUCAACUUGGGGAGCAACUCGCUGACGGGGUCUAUUCCCAAAGAAGUUGGCAGGCUCGUGCUGCUCGACUACUUGGUGCUGUCCCACAACAAGCUCACCGGUACCAUACCGCCAGAGAUGUGCUCCGACUUCCAGCAGAUUGCCAUUCCGGACUCGAGCUUCAUCCAGCACCACGGUAUACUCGACUUGUCGUGGAACGAGCUCACGGGUACCAUACCUCCGCAAAUCGGUGACUGCGCAGUGCUGGUUGAGGUUCACUUGCGGGGGAACCGGCUUUCAGGCAGCAUUCCCAAGGAGAUUGCCAAGCUAACCAACCUGACGACCUUGGAUCUUUCCGAGAAUCAGUUGAGUGGAACGAUUCCUCCACAACUCGGCGACUGCCAGAAGAUUCAAGGACUGAACUUUGCAAACAAUCACCUCACUGGCAGCAUUCCCUCCGAGUUUGGCCAGCUCGGUCGCCUGGUGGAGCUCAACGUCACUGGCAACGCACUAUCCGGGACAUUGCCGGACACCAUUGGGAACUUGACGUUUCUAUCUCAUCUGGACGUGAGCAACAACAAUCUCAGUGGUGAGCUGCCGGACUCGAUGGCACGCCUGUUGUUCCUUGUCGGGCUCUACGUCCAGAACAAUCGGUUUACCGGGGACAUCCGUGGCCUUCUCACUGAAAGUGCUGCAUGGCACCAAGUACAGGUUUUGGAUCUCAGCCAUAAUUUAUUUCGAGGAGCGAUACCAAGCAGCAUCGGUAACUUAUCUGGUCUCUCGUACCUCAGUCUCAAAGGCAAUGGCUUCAGCGGUGCUAUUCCUACGGAGCUUGCCAACUUGAUGCAGCUCAGCUACGCAGACGUCUCCGACAACGAGCUAACAGGAAAGAUACCCGACAAGCUUUGCGAGUUCUCCAACCUGAGCUUCUUAAACAUGUCCAACAACAGGCUGGUUGGUCCCGUCCCAGAGCGAUGCAGCAACUUCACUCCACAGGCGUUUCUCUCGAACAAGGCUCUCUGUGGCAGCAUUUUUCGCUCCGAAUGCCCGUCAGGGAAGCACGAAACGAACAGCUUGUCGGCGUCAGCUCUGCUCGGGAUCGUGAUAGGCAGCGUGGUGGCAUUUUUCAGCUUCGUCUUUGCGCUGAUGAGGUGCCGGACGGUCAAGCACGAGCCUUUCAUGAAGAUGUCCGACGAAGGCAAGCUGAGCAACGGCUCCUCCAUAGAUCCUUCGAUGCUGUCCGUGAGCAAGAUGAAGGAGCCUCUGAGCAUCAACGUCGCCAUGUUUGAGAGGCCUCUUCCGCUGAGGCUGACGCUGGCCGACAUCUUACAGGCAACUGGCAGCUUCUGUAAGGCCAACAUCAUUGGAGACGGUGGCUUUGGGACGGUGUACAAGGCCGUUCUUCCCGACGGGAGGAGCGUCGCGGUGAAGAAGCUGGGCCAGGCGCGGAACCAAGGCAACCGGGAGUUUCUGGCGGAGAUGGAAACGCUUGGCAAGGUGAAGCACCGGAACCUGGUCCCGCUACUGGGCUACUGCUCGUUUGGCGAGGAGAAGCUGCUCGUCUACGACUACAUGGUGAACGGGAGCCUCGACUUGUGGCUGCGAAACCGAGCGGACGCUCUCGAAGUCCUCGACUGGCCCAAGAGGUUUAAGAUCGCGACGGGGUCGGCUCGGGGCCUGGCCUUCCUCCACCACGGACUGGUACCGCACAUCAUCCACAGGGACAUGAAAGCUAGCAACAUCCUCCUGGACGCGGAGUUUGAGCCUCGGAUAGCCGACUUCGGCCUCGCCCGUCUCAUCAGCGCUUACGAAACUCACGUCAGCACGGACAUCGCGGGGACUUUCGGCUACAUCCCUCCGGAGUAUGGCCAGAGCUGGAGAUCCACAACCAGGGGGGACGUGUACAGCUAUGGAGUGAUCCUGCUGGAGAUCUUGAGCGGCAAGGAGCCAACCGGGAUCGAAUUCAAGGACGUGGAGGGAGGCAACCUCAUCGGAUGGGUGAGGCAGAUGAUCAAGCUCGGGCAAGCAGCCGAGGUGUUGGACCCGGACAUCUCCAACGGGCCCUGGAAGGUGGAGAUGCUCCAGGUGUUGCAAGUCGCGAGCCUUUGCACGGCCGAGGAUCCGGCGAAGAGGCCCAGCAUGCUCCAAGUCGCCAGGUAUCUCAAAGACAUCGAAUCCAACAGCUCGGCCGGAUCGGUGGGGGUGGCGCCGCCGCCCCAAACUCCACUCCAAAGCGUCGGGGUUUGAGUUUAGUGAUCUUCUUUCUCUUCUCAUGUACACUACUGAAAAGCUUCAUUGUUCUCCAUAGCUGAGCUUCUGAAAGUACAAAAAUUUGAAUUUGAAUCUGAAUUUUAAAACUGUGAA